Dujonia railenensis is the source of this 213-nucleotide messenger RNA. The record is from the annotation of a GenBank genome assembly. NCBI's taxonomy places the organism in Eukaryota, Fungi, Ascomycota, Pichiomycetes, Serinales, Debaryomycetaceae.
AUGUUGGUAGUGCGUCAAGAUCAAAUAACCGGUAAUUCUCAGAAUGUUUCCGUGCCCAAGAAAAUAAGCUACAUGGGAGGAGUUAAAAAAACUUUAAAAGAAAGCUAUGUGCCUAAUGAUAACGAAUGCAUCACCACCCACAUCAAGUUGGCAAAACCUUAUUGUUCAGAGUCCCAAGAUUCAUCCAAUGAAUUGGAUGCUAUUACCGUUUAG